GGCUUGGGAAAACCAGCUUUUCCUCAUGCUACAGCCCCCCGGCAUCACUGCAAGUCCCCCGGCUGCAGCUCAGGCAGUGGUGCAGGAACACGAGCUCCAUCGAGAUGACAUGUCCCUCCCAGCAGUUGAUGCCGUGGCCAGUAUCCUGCCCGGAAAGCAGCCAUUCCCACAUGGAGAGCAGAGGUCCCAGGAGAAAUUUGGAGAUCGCCAGGAGCUGGAUGUGGGCAGCUACUGCCUGGCACUGAAGCGGAUGGCAGGGGACCUCCUGUCCCUGCGCCGGCACGUCACCAGCCUGGAGGUGGAGAACGAGCACCUGCGGGGCAGCCUGGCCUCGCAGCAGGAGCUGGGCCACACUCUGCUCCACGACGCCGACCUGCACGUCAUGACCCGGGAGGAGCUGCUGGACAGGCUCGCCACCCUCAAGCACCAGCUGGUGGCCAGCACAGCAGAGAUGAGGAGACUGAAGGAUCGCGUCCAGCAGCUGCAGAAUGAGCUGAUCCGGAAAAAUGACCGGGAGAAGGAGCUGGUGCUGCUCCAGCGAGCCCACCGGCUGCAGCAAGCCAUGCUGAGGAGGUGCCAGGAUAAGGUGGCCAAGGCAAAGGGCUUGGAGGAGACUGUGCAGCAGCAGGAGAAGGUCAUCCAGGUGAUGGAGCGGGUGCUGCAGGAGAAACUCACCAGGGCAGGCAGGAGCACGGAAAAGCCGGCAGGUGAAGCCCUCUCCGGGGAAAUGCACACCGCGCUGCUGGCCGAGAACCGCCGGCUGCGGGAGGAGCUGGCGAGGGCCGCCCACCCUGUAGCCCCCAUCGCCCCGCGGCCCCCAGCCCUGCCGGGUGUUUUGGGGGGCACGGAGAAGCUGUCUCUGCUGGCCAGGCUGGAGGAGGCACAAGCCCGCGGGCGGGUGCUGGACAGGCAGCUGGAGAAGGCAGCGAGGAAGUGGGGCCGGGAGAAGCAGGAGCUCGGAACUCGUCUGCUGGAGCAGGAGAAUGGCUUCCCCCACCCCUCGAACCUGAUUGCAAUGUCCACGGCCCCCCGGAGAAGACCCCACACUCUGCCCCCCCUGCCCUAACCCGCGCCCGCUGAGAGAGACGGAGAGACGCAAUG
This is a messenger RNA of Lepidothrix coronata (blue-crowned manakin), 1101 nucleotides long. RefSeq names its product coiled-coil domain containing 33 (gene CCDC33). Bases 26 to 1066 code for a protein of 346 amino acids. Gene Ontology annotation, cellular component: peroxisome. The record is from RefSeq and is a predicted model, not a curated record. The transcript has 11 exons. NCBI's taxonomy places the organism in Eukaryota, Metazoa, Chordata, Aves, Passeriformes, Pipridae.